AAAAUCAAAAUCCAAAACAUAUUUUGUGAAGAAGAAAAAAGGUGUAAGAAAAUCAAUCAAAGUACUACUUGUUCAAAUUAAUUAAUAGUAUAUAUACAGAGAGAGAGACACACACACAUGAGAGAGAAAGAGAGAGUCUCGAAAUUAAGAGAUAGAGUGAGAGAGAGAGAGUGCGGAAUCAGGAAACCGGGAAUUACAUAACGGCGCUUUCUACUUCGUCUUUCUUUCUCUUCUUCCUCUCAAUUCAACGCUAUACCUUAAAAUCAAUCGUUGAAGCCUUGACCUAAAACCCUAAUUUCCUUUUGAUGCAUUCAUAAUUAACAGAUCAGAAAUCAGAACCCUAGAAUUCAAUCAAAUCAAUGGCUACGUCGGAGUUAGGGCAACAGACGGUGGAGUUAUCCACUCUCGUUUCUCGAACUGCACAAGAUUCAUACAAUUCCCUUAAAGAACUUGUUGAUAAAUGUAGGUCCACCGAAUUAUCCGAUACCGAUAAGAAAAUUAGUAUGCUCAAGUUUCUUAGUAAGACUCAACAACGCAUGAUCCGUCUCAAUGUUCUCUCCAAAUGGUGCCAACAGGUUCCUUUGAUACAACACUGUCAGCAACUGGCUUCCACUGUUUCGAAUCACGACAUGUGUUUUACUCAGGCUGCGGAUUCAUUGUUUUUCAUGCAUGAGGGGCUUCAACAAGCACGGGCUCCGGUUUAUGAUGUUCCAUCCGCCAUUGAAAUUCUUCUCUCGGGGAGUUACGAGCGUUUGCCUAAGUGUAUAGAAGAUGUUGGUUCUCAGUAUGCAUUGACUGAAGAUAAGCAAAAGCCUGCUUUGAAGAAGUUGGACAUGCUUGUUCGGUCUAAAUUGCUUGAAGUAUCUCUUCCCAAAGAAAUUUCCGAUAUAAAAGUUUCUGAUGGUACUGCAACAGUUAGGGUGGAUGGAGAGUUUCAGGUUUUAUUGACACUUGGGUACCGAGGACAUAUGUCCUUGUGGAGAAUAUUGCAUUUGGAGCUGCUUGUUGGUGAAAAAAAUAAGCCUGUGAAAUUGGAAGAAUUUCGGCGACAUGUGCUUGGAGAUGAUCUAGAGAGACGAAUGGCAGCGGCUGAAAAUCCGUUUUCAAUAUUGUACUCGGUUCUUCAUGAGCUGUGUGUUACACUUGUCAUGGACACAGUAAUAAGGCAAGUGCAAACCCUUCGACAGGGAAGAUGGAAAGAUGCAAUUCGGUUUGAGAUCAUAUCUGACGGUGGCACUGGUCAUGGGGCAAGUUCAAGCUCUGUGCAGAACCCUGAUGGGGAAUCUGAUUCAUCUGGUCCACGAACUCCAGGGUUAAAAAUUAUAUACUGGUUGGAUUUUGAUAAAAAUGCUGGUACGUCUGAUUCAGGUGCUUGCCCAUAUAUAAAAAUUGAACCUGGAUCGGACCUUCAGAUAAAGUGCACUCACAGUAUCUUUGUCAUAGAUCCAUUAACCGGAAAAGAGGCAGAGUUUUUCUUAGACCAGAACUGUAUUGAUGUUGAGUGGUUAAUACUAAGAGCUAUUUGUUGCAAUAGAUAUACUCGGCUGCUGGAAAUUAAAAGAGAACUGGUAAAAAAUGUUCAGGUCUGUAGAACAGCAGACGAUGUUGUGCUCCAAUCUUGUAUAGGUGAACCUGAUGUUGAAUAUAAGCAGAAGGAUGAUAAGGGUUGCAAUAAGGAUUCUGAGGGGCACGAGGUACUGCGUGUGCGUGCUUAUGGCUCUUCGUUUUUUACUCUUGGAAUUAGUAUCAGGAAUGGACGAUUCCUUCUCCAAUCAUCACAAAAUAUAGUUGUCUCUUCUGCCUUGUUAGAAUGUGAAGAAGCUUUAAACCAGGGAUCUAUGACUGCAGCUGAGGUCUUCCUAAGCUUGAGACGCAAAAGCAUGUUGCACUUAUUUGCAUCUAUUGGAAGGGUUUUGGGCCUUGAGGUAUAUGAGCAUGGGUUGAAUACAGUCAAAAUACCCAAAACCUUUUUGAGUGGUUCAGCUAUGCUGAUGAUGGGAUUUCCAGACUGUGGAAGUUCUUACUUCCUGCUUAUGCAACUUGAUAAAGAUUUUAAACCCUUGUUUAAGAUGUUAGAGACUCAACCAGAUCCAUCUGGAAAAGACAAUUUAUUUGGUGACCUUAAUCAGGUGCUGCGGUUCAAGAAAAUUGAUAUUGCACAAAUGCAGGUGCUGGAAGAUGAAAUGAAUUUAAGCUUGGUGGACUGGGAAAAGUUACAUUCCAUUUUGCCCAAUGCUGCUGGUCCAAAUCAAACGUCUGGACAUGAUCUUUAUUCUGAUAUCCGACUUGAGAAUUCCAUACACAUUGCUAGAGGCCAUCAUCCAUCUGGUUUUUCAUCACUGGUUGAUGAAGUUUUUGGACUCGAGAAAGGGUCUUCCGCGCCUCCAUUCCCUGUUCAAAACCUUUCUUCACCGUUGAAUACAUCUCUUCCUUCUCAUUAUGGUUCUGUUCCAAUGAAUGUUAAUGUAACUACCCACUAUAAUGGUUCCUUGUUCUCAUCAGGCAGUGUGAAGGGUCCAGUUCAAUCCAGUUCUGUUGGCUCAAUUCCCACUGGACAAGGAAGGGGUGUUGGGAAAAAGCUAUCUGCCUCAAAGUCUGAACAGGAUCUGGCUUCCGUAAAAUCUCCGCAUUCAGUUGACAUUAGUUCCGCUACUGCAAUGGAUGAAGAUACUGCUAAUGACGCUUUAUCUGGAAGUCGUUCAUCUCUAUUAUCUCCCCCCCGACUGACUAGCUCUCGAAUGUCUGCACCUAGUUCCAGACCUAAUGGACCACCAGUGGAAUCGUUCAAGACUGCUGGAUCUAGUUCAUGUGCUACAACACCCGUAUCCCAGGGACAGGAAUGCACAGCUAAUUUUAGCACUAGUGAAGAUGUUAUCUCCGAACAUGAUAAAUCAUCUCGUAAGCGAACAGCAUCAGAUAUGUUGAAUUUGAUUCCAUCUCUUCAAGGUGUUGUAAAAAAUCAAGGAAUCUGCAAGAGAAGAAAGAUUUCAGAUUCACGUGACUCUCAAUUGUCUUUGCCACAAGGCAGUAUAACCCCAGAAAUGAUUCCUAAAGCUGGAGGAUGCAGUUAUGGAAGUUUAAUUGCAGAAGCAAAUAAGGGAAAUGCUCCUUCUAGCAUUUAUGUAGCGGCUCUUCUUCAUGUGGUCAGGCAUUGUUCACUUUGCAUUAAACAUGCUAGGUUAACCAGCCAGAUGGAUGCAUUAGAGAUAUCAUAUGUUGAAGAAGUGGGUUUAAGAAGUGCAUCCUCUAACGUUUGGUUUCGACUUCCAUUUGCAAGAGGUGAUUCAUGGCAACAUAUAUGCUUGCGACUUGGCAGACCUGGUUGUAUGUAUUGGGAUGUUAAAAUAAAUGACCAGCACUUCAGGGAUUUAUGGGAGCUUCAGAAAGGUGGCAGUAACACACCUUGGGGUUCCGGUGUUCGAAUUGCUAAUACAUCUGAUAUAGAUUCGCAUAUACAUUAUGAUCCAGAUGGUGUUGUUUUGAGCUAUCAAUCUGUUGAGGAAGAUAGUAUGAAGAAGUUAGUGGCUGAUAUCCAAAGGCUUGCUAAUGCAAGAACAUUUUCCAUCGGCAUGCGGAAAUUGCUUGGUGUAAGAGCAGAUGAGAAGUCAGAAGAGCUCCUUACAAGUUCUGAUGUCAAAAUAUCUGGUGCCAAGACUGCUUCAGAUACCGCAGACAAAUUAUCAGAACAGAUGAGAAGGGCGUUUAGAAUUGAGGCAGUUGGACUGAUGAGCUUGUGGUUUAGCUUUGGUUCAAGUGUCCUUGCUCGUUUUGUUGUUGAGUGGGAAUCCGGAAAAGAGGGUUGCACAAUGCAUGUAUCUCCUGAUCAGCUUUGGCCUCAUACCAAGUUUCUAGAAGACUUCAUAAAUGGAGCUGAAGUUUCAUCGCUUCUGGAUUGCAUUCGGCUGACUGCAGGACCAUUGCAUGCUCUUGCAGCGGCAACCAGACCAGCACGAGCUGGUCCUGUUCCAGGUGUUGCAGCCACCCUAUCUUCUUUACCUAAACAGGCCGGUUAUAUAUCAUCACAGGGACUUCUGCUUGGUAGUUCAACUUCAACCGCUAAUAUUGGUCAGCCUGCUUCUGGUGUUGGAGCAAAUACUGGCAUCACUAACCAAACUCUUUCAAUGUUAGCUGCUGCUGGCCGUGGUGGCCCAGGCAUUGUUCCAAGUUCACUCUUACCCUUUGAUGUCUCUGUUGUGCUCCGUGGUCCUUAUUGGAUACGAAUCAUGUAUCGGAAACAGUUUGCAGUUGACAUGCGUUGCUUUGCAGGAGAUCAGGUGUGGUUGCAGCCUGCCACACCUCCUAAAGAGGGGCGUCCUUCUGGAGGGUCAUUACCAUGCCCCCAGUUUCGACCUUUUAUCAUGGAACAUGUGGCCCAGGAAUUGAAUGGAUUAGAUCCUAGUUUUACUGGACAACAGGCAGGUGGGUUAACAAGUUCAAACAGUCCAAACCCAAAUCCAGGAACCCAGUUGAUAUCUGCAAACGUGAACAGAAUAAACUCUGUCGCAAUAUCAAGGACUGGAAACCAAUUAGCUAACCGUAUGGGAAACACUUUAGCAGGCUCUCCAAAUUUAGCUUUGAUGACAUCAUCACCUAUUCGAAGACCAGCUGGAGCAGUUGUCCCAGCACAUGUCAGAGGUGAGUUGAACACAGCCAUUAUUGGCCUUGGUGACGACGGAGGAUAUGGAGGUGGUUGGGUUCCUCUUGUUGCCCUCAAAAAGGUUUUGAGAGGCAUUCUCAAAUAUCUUGGAGUGCUAUGGCUAUUUGCCCAGUUACCAGAUCUUUUGAAAGAGAUCCUAGGAUCCAUUUUGAAGGACAAUGAAGGUGCCCUUUUGAACUUGGAUCCUGAGCAGCCUGCAUUGCGUUUUUUUGUUGGGGGAUAUGUAUUUGCUGUUAGUGUCCACAGAGUUCAGCUUCUUCUGCAGGUGUUAAGUGUAAAACGCUUUCACCACCAACAGCAGCAGCAGCAACAAAACUCCAAUCCUGCACCAGAAGAACUGAGUCAAUCUGAAAUAAGUGAAAUAUGCGACUACUUCAGCCGCCGGGUGGCAUCCGAGCCCUAUGAUGCUUCUCGUGUUGCUUCGUUCAUAACCAUGCUCACCUUACCUAUACCGGUUUUGAGAGAAUUCUUGAAAUUAAUUGCCUGGAAGAAGGGAUUAUCUCAGGCACAAGCUGGAGAUGUUGUUUCAGCUCAAAAACCACGAAUUGAAUUAUGUCUUGAAAAUCAUGCUGGGUUGAACGCAGACGAGAACUCAGAGAGCUCAUCUGCAUUUAGAAGCAACAUUCAUUAUGAUCGUCUGCAUAAUUCUGUUGAUUUUGCACUUACUGUUGUUCUUGAUUCUGCUCACAUCCCACACGUCAAUGCUGCCGGGGGUGCUGCUUGGUUGCCUUACUGUGUUUCGGUAAGGUUGAGAUAUUCAUUUGGCGAAAUUUCUAAUGUAUCCUUUCUCGGCAUGAGUGGUAGCCAUGGCGGUAGGGCAUGUUGGUCGCGUGUUGAUGAUUGGGAGAAAUGCAAACAGAGGGUGGCACGGACAGUGGAGGCUAGUGCGAGCUCAGCAGCCGAUGUAAGUCAAGGUAGGUUGAAAUUAGUUGCAGAUAGUGUGCAAAGAAAUUUGCAUUUGUGUAUUCAAGGGCUUCGAGAUGGUAGUGGGGUCACAGCCAGCUCUGGAGCAACAUGAUUUUGUUAAUUUUGGCAGUGGUUAUAUCUAUAUGUUGGGUUAGUGCUGUCAAUAUACGUAGUUUACCAUGGUAUGGAAACCAUGCUGUGUAAUGCAGUUUCUUUGGGGAUGACCUUUGCUGUAAUAAUGGAGAAGAAGCAUUGGUGAUUACAAAUGAUUUUGAUAAAAUUUGUAAGAUUGGCAUUUGACAUUCGAGCUUAGAUUUGAGGGCACUAAUUUUAGAUUACAUUUGACGCUUCUCAGAUCAUAAGAUUCAAAAUAGGUUGUACAAUAUUUUGCUGAUAGUGUAGUAUGUAAGUUUUAACUUCUCAGUUGGUGGAUUUUUUUUUUUGCUGGUAUAAUGGUUGAUUUUCUUGUACAUAUGACAUCUCAAAUGAACAGAUUAGUAAAAGAAAUUUGUUAUGCUCGAAUUCUGUACCCCAAUAUGUACUUGCAAGCUGUUGAAAGAUUUGUGGCACAUUUCUUUAAUUUUAAAUCUACCCCACACCAUUUUGAUUCUAUCAUUUCCUUUUCUCUCUACGUCUCUCUUCUUAUUCUCUCUUUCUCUUAAUUCCACUCUAACUUCUAAUUAUGCUAUUACUAUUUUUUAAUGAAAAUAGAGAUUGAGAUUAAGAGAUAAGGAGUAAGAAGAGAAAUGUAGAAAAAAUGCAAAUGAGAGGAUUUAAAUUCCACUUAAUCAAUCGUGUUACAAGAUAUACUGACUAGAGGAAUUUAUUUCCUUAUUCUAAAAAAAAUUUGUUAAAUCAACUAGCAAGAAAGUUCCUUUUUAUUGCUAGAGAUAUUUUUGCCUUCACUUUUCAUUUUGCAUCUUACCCAUCAAUAAUAAUAGACAAAUGCUAUUUGGGCAGUAUUUUUGUUGUCCCAUAUCAUGUAUAGAUAUGGUGUAGAUAUAAUUUUGAUUUAUAUAUUUGUAUACAAUGGUGGACACCAUGUUAAUUUUUUUAAUGUUGCUCAUAAUAUUCGGUAUCACUAUGAAAUUGCCUUUAUUAGAAGUCUCCUUACAAUGGCGAAUGUCUGUCAAAUUCACUUUCACAUUACAAGUGCAUGUGAAUAUAUGCAUCAAUGACAAAGAACCAUGGUUAAUGAUAUAGAAAAUAAUUAUAAUUGAACUAGUUACAUUUAAACAUUCUUUUUAAAACUUAAAUUUAACUUAGAUUUCCCCUAAUCCAUCCACUUCCCUCCCUUCCCUUAUGUUUUUCUGUACCUUUCCUUUCCAAAUCACAUUCUAAGAGGCUAAAGUUUAAUGCUACUACUGCUGUCAGCCAUGCUUGUUCUUCCUAUUUGCUAAUGAAUAGAACUACAAGACACUGAUCACCCGAUAGCCCUCGUGAUGAAAAAUCAUAAAUUUCUUCUUGCUAAUGAAUCUACGAGAACUACAAGACAUGUCACUGAUCACCCGAUGCCCCUAGUGAUGAAAAAUUAUAAAUUUCUUCAACAAUUAAACCUACCACAUAAAGCUUCAUCGUGACUGAAUUGGUGAAAGGAAGAAAUGAUAAAUUUACAAAUCUUGAUUAGAGAAGAAUGUUUCUUUUGAAUGCUCAUUGUCCAGGUGAAAAUUUGAAACCUACUUAUCAUAUCACAUAACAUCUUUUACAAAUGUCAUACACUAUCCUUAGAACUAGACACCUCAUUAUUUUGCUUCUCCUGUUCGCUCACAGCAAUAGAUUUCUCAGAUGGCUCCCCACCUGUGGAAUCAGGUUCCUUUUUAAGCUCGGACUCAAACUCCUUUGCAGCCUACAAGAUUUACAAAAUAUAGUAAAUAAUCAUAUAAACAAUAAGGAAAGUAUUUAACAGUUUGUACAUAACAUAGCAUUUACUGGUUCACAUGAAAGUUGGUGUCAGAAUCCAAAUUAUUUGGCUGCUUGAGUGCAUGGCGAAUAAAUAUUGAGUAGUGAAUUAUCCAAACCCAUACGCGGUAAUGUGGAUGACAAUCGCGAACAUUAGGAGAUCAUCUCAUAUAGAUCAAAAUAACAAGCUGAGGAUUACAACAGCACCAUAUGACAUUUUUCUCAUACAAAGGUAAGAAAGCAGAGCCUAAAGCAAUUGCUGAAGUUGUUGCUAUGAUCGAGGAAUGUAAGCCAAACCAGUGAGUGAUUGACUCCAACAAAGUUUAUAGACCGUUUGUUUGAAAACCUAUUUUCUGCUUUUACUUUCUAUUUUCAAGUUUGAAAACCUAUUUUGAUUAUUAAAAGUAAAAAAAAAAAAAAAA
Trifolium pratense (red clover) is the source of this 7884-nucleotide messenger RNA. Its product is annotated as mediator of RNA polymerase II transcription subunit 14. Gene Ontology annotation, molecular function: transcription coregulator activity. Gene Ontology annotation, biological process: regulation of transcription by RNA polymerase II. The coding region runs from base 360 to 5675 and encodes 1771 amino acids. The transcript is spliced from 8 exons. Gene Ontology annotation, cellular component: mediator complex; core mediator complex. The record is from RefSeq and is a predicted model, not a curated record. NCBI's taxonomy places the organism in Eukaryota, Viridiplantae, Streptophyta, Magnoliopsida, Fabales, Fabaceae.